AUGCCAGAGCCACAAGCGAAAGUGGAAGGCGAUAGCAUCCCGAUCAAGAGGGACAACCUCAUUAAGCAGGACAAGCACGUUACCAGCGGGGCUAAGGACAACUUGGUGAGCGAGUGCACCAACACAGGUUUGAUCAGUGCAUUGAUGCUCACCAUCGUUAUGCCCAUGAGCUUCGACAGUGUCGCAGAUUGGCUGGAGGAAGACUACGUAGGUAGUGGCUUUGCCUUCUUAGAUGGCUACAUCGGACAACAGCUCAGUGCCAGUCAGCUUGAGAAUGCUCUGCCAGCCCUAAACGACAUUUCAAUGGUCUUCUAUGUGCUUGGAGUCUUCGGGUUUCUUGCGUCCACCGUUCUCACCGUGGUCAUGUUGUUGUGUGUGGGUGAAGUGUCCAGCGACAAGGGCUGCCAGGAGUUCAUGCGGAGGGUGGGACAUGGGACGAGGGGCCCCUACUUGCUCUUCAUGUCGGGCUGCUUCUUUGCCAUCCCCGCAUCAAUCCGUUAUGCAGCGGGUAUUAAGACACUGGCAGGGCUCGUGCUCUUGUUCUUGGUGGGUUGCAUCAUGGUCUUCAUCAUCAUCGCAGUUUCCUAUUGGUACGUUCAGGCUUGUAUCCGCACUCACAAUCGGAUCAACGAGUUCAGUGACCUACACCUCUCCCAGGAGGAGGCACAGGAAGAUGUGGAGGCCUGGUUUCGCCAAACGCCCAAAGGAGGCACGUUGGAAGAUUGCCUGCAAGAUUUGGCCGGGGUUCUGGAGAACAAAGACAGCAGUCAACUGAUCAUUGGCCUGGAUGGUAUCUCUACACAACGUGUUGCCAUGCACUACCACAAGAAGAACGCAGAGACUAUUGGCUUGUCCCUGUCCCAGUCUGAGCUGUAUCAGCUGGCUGCUACGUUUGCCUUCGCGAAUGUGAAGACCUGCUCCAUGCCCAUGGUGCCAUGCCAGAAGGUAUUGAGGUUCCAGGCAAUUCUGUUCUUAUCGUCUUUGUUUUCCCAUCUCCUCAGGAGGUCGGUAGCUGCUUACGACUUUGCUGUGUUGAUUGUGAAGGUAAAGGCACGGAUGAUCAGCAACUUCGGGAAAGACGGGAACCUGCACGCUGCGCUCGAUAUCUUUGAAAAGUUGAAGGAGUGUGGCGCGGUGACCGUCGUGGUCUACAAUUGCCUGCUGGACGCCUGCAUCGAGUGCCGCGACCUGCCACGGGCGCUGGACUUCUUCCAGGAGAUGAAGGCGGCGUCCUUGGCCGAUGUCGUCAGCUACAACACCAUCAUGAAAGGCCACCUCGGCGUCGGCGACACCCAGGCAGCACACCGCAUCUUCAGUGACAUGACUGCUGCUGGUCUGAUGCCAAGCCGAGUGACCUACCAUGCCCUCCUGAAUGCCAUCAUCCAGAAGGGCGACCGCAGCGCUGCCUGGCGCUUGGUGAGCGACAUGCAGAACAAGGGCAUCGGUGCCAACACCAUCACUUGCACCAUCCUCCUGAAGAGCAUCUCCGGACGCUCCCACGGUACUGAGAUGCUGAAGAUCUUGGAGCUCGGAGAUGCCAGCGGCCUGCCCAUGGAUGAGGUCCUCUUUGGCGCCUUUGCAGAUGCCUCCAUACGCUGCGGCAACCUCAAACUGCUGUGGGACCGCUUCAAGAAGGUGACCUCAGGUCCGAAGCCUGUUCAGGUGUCCGGCCCCACCUACGGCAGCAUGAUGAAGGCCUUCGGGCAGGCGCACGACGUGCCACGCGUCAAGGAUCUGUGGAACCACAUGAGUGCUUGCAAGGUCAAGCUGACGGCCGUCACUUUGGGCUGCAUGGUGGAGGCCUUGGUGGCCAACAACAACGUUGGGGAAGCCUGGCAGAUCGUCAACGACAUCUGGGCCAAAGACGAGCAGAGGGACCUGGUGAACACGGUCAUCUACUCCACCAUCGUAAAGGGCUUCACCAUGUCGCGCCAGCAUGACAAGGUGGUGGCCAUCUACAGGGAGAUGAAGGAGCGCGGAAUUGCUUGCAACACCAUCACGUACAACACCAUGUUGAAUGCGCUGGCCCGAUGCGGCAUGAUGCACGAGGUGCCCCAGCUCCUCGAGGACAUGCGUGACAGCGACCCUCCUGUGCAGCCUGACAUCGUCACCUACUCCACCAUUGUCAAGGGAUACUGCAUGGCGGGAGACGUCGACAAGGCCUUCGCACUCCUCAAGGAGAUGAGGAAGAGCAAUGCCGUGACUCCUGACGAGGUUCUCUACAACAGUCUGCUGGACGGCUGUGCCAAGCAGUCGCGCGUGGACGAAGCGCUGUCCCUGCUGGAGGAGAUGAAGACGCAGGGGGUCGUGCCUUCAAACUACACGCUCAGCAUCCUCUGCAAACUGCUCGGCCGCGCCAGGCGACUGGAUCAGGCCUGUAGCCUGGUGCAGAGCUUCACGCAGGAGUACGGCUUCAAGGCCAACAUCCAGGUCUACACCUGCCUCAUGCAAGCAUGCAUCCACAAUCGCCAGUGCCACCGAGUGCUGACCCUUCACGACCAGGUGGUGAAGGGCGGAAGCUGCUCCCCUGACGAGAAGACAUACACGGCACCGUUGAACCUAGAGACCCAUGAAAAGGGAAACGACCUCAAUCCAUCGGUCUAUUUGUCCCCCUCCCCCCUGCUCCCCUCAACCAUCGAGAUGAACAAAAAUAGCAUCGGGUGCUUCGAAGCUGUGAAGCAACGCACAAGCCAAGCAUCCCAAGACAUGAAGCACCAAAAGGCCUGCAAGAGCAACGAGCGUGAGAAGUAA
Symbiodinium natans is the source of this 2751-nucleotide messenger RNA. Lineage: Eukaryota; Dinophyceae; Suessiales; Symbiodiniaceae. The record is from the annotation of a GenBank genome assembly.